Macrosiphum euphorbiae (potato aphid) is the source of this 759-nucleotide messenger RNA. The record is from the annotation of a GenBank genome assembly. Lineage: Eukaryota; Metazoa; Arthropoda; Insecta; Hemiptera; Aphididae.
AUGGACAUUAAACAGCAAUGGAUUCCUGGAAAUUUUAAAAGUGUCCCCGAUAUUGGACAUACAGCACAACAUGAUGUUGUUCAGCAUGGCUGGACUCCAAUCACAACUACUACUUCUGUGCUUGGUGUUGUGUUUGAUUCCGGUGUAGCUUUGGCUGCAGAUACACUCACAUCAUAUGGUUCUAUGGCGUGUUUCCAGAACAAUCCCAGAAUAUUGACGGUAAAUCAAAAUAUUAUUGUAGCUGCAGCAGGUGAAUACUCCGAUUAUCAAUUUAUACGAGAUGUUGUUGAAGAAAAAGUGAGGACUGAAAAGAGUCUUAAUGAUGGAAUAUCAAUGAAACCAAAAGCUUUACAUACUUGGCUGUCCCGUGUCUUGUACAAUCGCAGAACCAAGAUGAAGCCACUCUGGUCCACAUUCUUAGUGGCUGGAGUCCAAAACGAUGUUCCCUUUUUGGGUGAAAUCGAUAAAUUGGGAACCGCAUUUGCAGAUGAACAAAUUGCUAGUGGCUAUGGUGCAUAUCUUGCAUUGCCAUUAAUGCGUAAAGCUAUUGAUGAAAAGCGUGAAAAAUUCAAUUCAAAACUAACAAAAGAUGAAGCUAUUGAUCUACUUAAAAAGUGCAUGGAAGUAUUGUAUUACAGAGAUGCAAGGAGCCACGACAAAUAUCAAAUUGGUAUUGUUACUAAAGACUCUGUUGAAACACAGAAUCUUGCAUUGAAGCCGAGAUGGGAAGUUGCCAAGUUGGUACAAGGAUAUGAAUAA